This is a messenger RNA of Ipomoea triloba (trilobed morning glory), 1119 nucleotides long. Its product is annotated as WAT1-related protein At5g64700-like. Gene Ontology annotation, cellular component: plasma membrane. The record is from RefSeq and is a predicted model, not a curated record. Bases 1 to 1119 code for a protein of 372 amino acids. Lineage: Eukaryota; Viridiplantae; Streptophyta; Magnoliopsida; Solanales; Convolvulaceae. Gene Ontology annotation, molecular function: transmembrane transporter activity. The transcript is spliced from 8 exons.
AUGGAGGCAUUGUCACCUUAUUUGGUGGCAUUAGCGAUACAAGUAACAUACACAGGCAUGUUUUUCAUAUCUAAGUUUGCUUUUGACGUUGGGAUGAAUACUUUUGUGUUUGCGUUUUAUAGACAACUCUUCGGCGCCGCAGCCAUGGUUCCGGUCGCCUUCUUUAUGGAAAGGAAAACUGCACCACACUUAACGUUCAAGACUUUCGUAAUGCUUUUUGCGGUCUCUUUUGUUGGGAUGACAACGACUUUGAAUUUGUAUGGUGUGGGGGUGAAGCUAACCAGUGAAACUUUGGGCGCUGCAGCUGCGAACAGCCUUCCGGUCUCAACUUUUAUCCUCGCACUUAUUUUCCGAACGGAAAAGGUGGACCUAAAGAAAAUGAGUGGAAUAGUGAAGGUAUUAGGGGUAUGCCUUUGCGCUGGGGGAGCGGCAACCAUUGGACUGUACACUGGGCCCACUUUUAAGCUACAUCACCACCUCUUCAACUUGCACGGCCACGAUGCAUCUCAUCGGCCUGCUUCUUCUUCCGGCAACAAAUGGAUUAUGGGUGUCUUGCUUACCUUCGCAUCUAGCGUUUCUGGGAGUUUCUGGAUCGUCAUACAGAAUGGAAUUCUGAGACGAUACCCUUCCAAGAUUUUGAGCACAACUAUUCAGAUUGCCACUAGCUCUGUUCAAACAUUUGUUGUUGCUGUUAUUUUUGAGAGAGAUUUUGAUCAAUGGAAGCUUGGGUGGAAUUUCCGACUCCUAGCUGUUGCUUAUUGUGGAAUUGUUGUGACAGGGCUUGCAGUUUACCUGCAAACUUGGGUUGUGCAGAAGAAAGGUCCUCUCUUCUUUUCAAUCUCUACACCUCUGGCUUUGAUCUUCACCAUGGCUUUUUCUGCAUUUUUAUUCGGAUCCAUUCUUAGUUUGGGAAGUAUUCUGGGAGCGGUGUUCUUGAUCGGAGGCCUAUACUGUGUAUUAUGGGGAAAGAACAAGGAGCAAAAAAUGGCAGCAAACAACACUAUUAAUCCAACGGUUGAGAGCGAGAAGGGGUCAGUCGCCGGAUCAUCAGGGAAAACUGCACCACACUUAACGUUCAAGAGUUUCGGAAUGCUUUUUGCGGUCUCUUUUGUUGGGUGA